Austrofundulus limnaeus is the source of this 1632-nucleotide messenger RNA. Its product is annotated as putative nuclease HARBI1. Lineage: Eukaryota; Metazoa; Chordata; Actinopteri; Cyprinodontiformes; Rivulidae. The transcript has 3 exons. The record is from RefSeq and is a predicted model, not a curated record. Bases 119 to 1501 code for a protein of 460 amino acids.
GGCAAAAGCGGAAGUUGAUGAUAUUUAACUCUAUGGUGGUAAGAUGCUACUGCAGGACUUGUGGGUUGUUUAUAUGCUGCUUUCAUUACGGUAGCUUCGUGCCCUUCGUAUUGUCGGGAUGGGAGAGGACGAGCAGCUGCGGUCCUUAAUGUUUCUUAUGACUUAUCUGCUGCUGAAGCGACGCAGGGACGUAAACAGCGCGAACAUCCAGAGGCGCGAUGAAAUCCAGAGACGAGUCCGACACCGACAGUACUUCUUCCAGAGACAAAGGAGGAUGCUUAUGAUGAUGAUCGCGGGAGGCAUCCGCUCCAACGUCCGCAUCCGCACACGUCCCUGGACCACAACUCCUCGCUCGGACUGGUGGGAGCGGGUGGUGAUGACCGAGUUCCAGCCCUCCGACUGGCUGGAUAAGUUCCGGAUGAGCCGAGAGACCUUCUUUUACCUCUGCGACAAGCUGAGGCCCCGCCUGGCCCGCCAGGACACCAGCUUCCGCCUGGCCCUGCCGGUGGAGAAGCGCGUCGCCGUGGCCCUGUGGCGGCUGGCGUCCAACGUGGAGUACCGCACCAUCAGCUCCCUGUUCGGCGUAGGGAAGUCCACCGUGUGCAGGUGCGUUCGAGACAUGUGUCACGCCAUCGUGGCGCUCCUCAGCUCCAUCUACCUGCGGCCCCCCAGCGAGCAGGAGCUGGAGGACUCCGCUCAGCUCUUCCUGGCCUACUGGGGCUUCCCCCACUGCGUCGCUGCCGUAGCCACACUUCACACCGCCAUCAUCACCCCGUCGAGCAACGCGUCCGACUACGCCAACCCUGCCGGCUGGCUCUCGGUUUUGUCUCAGGUAGAGAGAACUUCAGUUGAAGCCUCCGCUGCUGGUGCUCGCUCUCACGCUGCCUGUUUUUGUGGGCUCCCUCAGGUGGCUGUCAGCGCCCGCGGCCUCUUCUGGGACGUGUGUGCCAGCUUCCCCGGUGGAACAGAUCCAGCUGACAUCUUCCAGAACUCUUCACUGUGGGCCACAGCUGCUGAGGGGGGGCUGUCUCCUGCCCCGACACCUAUUUUCAUGGGGCGACCCCUCAGGUAUGUGUUGCUCGGGGAGGCUUGCUACCCGCUCCAGAGCUGGCUGAUGAAGGCCUACCCCGAGGAGCGGAGCCGCAGGGCGAGUCGCAGCACGCUGACGGAGCCACAGCAGCUGUUCAACUGGCAGCUCCGCCGGGCGCUGCGCGUGUCCGAGGAGGCGCUGCUGAAGCUGAGGGCGCGCUGGCAGUGUCUGAGCAAGAGGAACGACUGCGGGCUGGACGUGGUGCCCACCAUGAUCCUGGCUUGCUGCAUCCUGCACAACAUGUGCGAGUCCCACGGAGACACCUUUAAAGCCGACUGGCAGGUCGAGGUCUCCGAGGCGGAGAGUCCGCAGCCCACUCACAAGACGCUCCUCUCAACCAGCAUGGACCAAAGUAAUGCAGAGGAGGUCCGAGGCCUCUUCUGUGACUACUUCCAACUGCAGAACCACUGAGCUGAAACUAUAAACUGCUUUGAUACAGCAGCAGUGUGUUAGAGCAGUGGUUCCCAAACUUUUUAUCUUCUGACCCACAAAAUAUCCAUGGCAAAAACUUGUGACCCCAAAUAUUACUGGUCUGAGUACAC